UCGGUCACACUUCUUCGAAGCUAUUCUAUUUUCUGUUUUGUUUUUUACAUUGAAAACAAAUUCCUGAUGACAAAUCUCAGCAUCAGUGGCCAGCAGGUGCCGCUGGCACCGCAACCCAUUGCAGAGCCCUUCCGUAUCACCACGAACGCACCGCACCAGAUGAAUGAUGCCAGCUUGACGCCCGGACGAAAGAAGCUGCAAAAGUGGCUGGGCCGUGUCCUGCGUAUCGUCAUCACUGACGGCCGGGUCCUGGUCGGAUUCUUCAACUGUACGGACCGUGAUGCCAACAUUGUGCUCUCCAUGUGCGCCGAGUACUUGGUAGAGGGCCAGGAGCCAAGGCUUCUGGGCAACGUAAUGGUGCCCGGUAAGCACAUUGUCUCCCUCAGCAUUGACGAGCCCGAUCCACAGUCUAGUCUGCUGGUGCAAUAGUUAGGUUUCCCAUCUCGCGUUUUUAGUUUUUUCAUGUCAAUAAAGUUCAAUAAACAAUGUAAGCUCA
This is a messenger RNA of Drosophila kikkawai, 496 nucleotides long. It is a transcript of the gene Sbat, whose product is annotated as LSMD1 domain-containing protein Sbat. Gene Ontology annotation, cellular component: NatC complex. The record is from RefSeq and is a predicted model, not a curated record. Gene Ontology annotation, molecular function: RNA binding. Lineage: Eukaryota; Metazoa; Arthropoda; Insecta; Diptera; Drosophilidae.